AUGCUUGGUGAGUUUUACGACCGCAUCACUGAAGAAGAAGACAAAAGAGGUGAAUGGAUGGAUGAUAUACUAAAAAAGCCAUUGAAUGGUAAUUCAGCAACUGUUACAACUCUAAACUCUCCUAAAUGCAAUCCUUAUGGCGAACAAGAAUCUUCAAAUACACUUGUGAUCAACAAACUGGACAAACUUGAAGAUCCGGUGAUACAAAAUGAAUUUCGACUAGUAUGUCAUUAUUGUCGAGUAAUGUGCAAAUUCUACAGUGUUAAAGAGCCACAAUGGAAUUUCUAUUCAAUAGUGUCUAAUGUCUUUGCUUAUCGGUAUAUUCCAUUGAAAGAGAGUAUACUUGCAUGGUCAAGUUUGCAUCUAAGUAUCGUUGAAGGUACCCCCUUAACCACGGCGAAAAACUAUUUUCAAAGCGCUAUUUCCUCGGUGAUAAAAGAAAAUUUUUUGAAAAGUUCUAUUCCAAUCGAGCUUCUCUUGGCUUCAGCAUUUUUUCUUUGCCAUUUUGAUAUCAUGUGCGGAGAAACAAAUACGAUUUGGAUCCUUAGACAUGUUUGGUCAACUGGUAGAAUUGGGUUGAUAUUUGAGCCUAAGGAAAAAAAUGAUGGAGAACAUACUCGAAUUGAUAGAAAGUUGCCUGUUUUGAGCGCUUUUGCAUACCAAAUAAUCACCUGGCUCGUUUACUUGGAUAUCAGGUCUGCACUCUUCGUCGGCAAUAUCAGUUUUCCUGAUUACAUUGCUCUUGAAGAUAAAAGAAGAGAAGAUUUUACUGCAAAAUACGAAAGAAGCUCGGACUUGGAGUAUCUAACUAUUGCUGACAAGUAUGAGUCAAAAGCAGUGUACAACAUAUUUGCCCACUCACGACAAGUUUUGAGCAGUAUGUAUGGGCCAUCCUACCCCAAAGAUUUUCAAUCGACUGACGAUUUACAAGACCAGAUUUUGGUUUUAAUGGUUAAAAAUAUGCUCAUGUUUGGAACACUAAUUAGGCUAAGAUGCUGGUUUGAACUGUGUGGAAACUCGACUGAAUUUGAUCCCCAAUCUGUUCAAGAAAGAAUUGAUGCACUCUACAUUGAAACUCAGAAACUAUCAUCAAUCAAGGCAAAUGAUUCUGUGUCGCUAUUCCACAUCUUGAUCAUAAAAGCACUUGUUCAUGCUUCAAUAAUUUACUUUGAUCGGAUAUGCAACCCCAACAUUCGAACGAACGAAAAAUGUCAACUUGCUGCAUACGAGAUCCUUAAGGUAGCCCUUAAGCUUCGGGAAAUAAGGUCUCUGAAAACCCCUGGUUCUACUCAAUGGCCUUUUCCCCUCUUCAUAGCAGGCGUUGAAACUGAUGAUGUAGUACAUCAGAACUGGAUUCUUGAAGAAUUGGAAAGAUGUGAAGAAGAAGGAUGGGGUUUACAUAUUGGAAAGACUAAAAUUCUUUUGAAAGAGUGCAUCAAGCGACAAGGUAAAUUAAAUCAAAGAGUUGAUAUUGGAGCGGUAAUGGAAGAACUAACGGGCUAUUUUAUACUAUGA
This is a messenger RNA of Meyerozyma guilliermondii ATCC 6260, 1515 nucleotides long. RefSeq lists its product as uncharacterized. Gene Ontology annotation, biological process: positive regulation of transcription by RNA polymerase II. Lineage: Eukaryota; Fungi; Ascomycota; Pichiomycetes; Serinales; Debaryomycetaceae. The transcript has a single exon. Gene Ontology annotation, molecular function: transcription cis-regulatory region binding; DNA-binding transcription factor activity. The record is from RefSeq and is a predicted model, not a curated record. Gene Ontology annotation, cellular component: nucleus. Bases 1 to 1515 code for a protein of 504 amino acids.